AUGGAGAAAAUCACCGAGGACUCCAAAUUCAAAGUGAUCAUCGUUGGAGGGUCAAUUGCUGGGUUGACAUUAGCCCAUUCCUUGUCCCAAGCCAAUAUAGACCAUAUCGUCCUUGAGAAGAGAGCAGAAAUCGCUCCCCAAGAGGGUGCAUUCAUCGGAAUCUGGCCCAAUGGAGCACAAAUCCUGGAUCAACUUGGUCUCUACGCAAGUCUGGAGAAGCUCACGGCACCACUAAGUCGGAUGCACCUUUCCUUUCCUGAUGGCUUUUCCUUUAGCAGUCUGCUACCCAAGACGAUCCACAAACGAUUCAAGUAUCCGAUCGUCCUUGAGGUCCUUUUUGGAAGCUAUCCAGACAAAUCAAAGAUCAUCACCGGCAAGAAAGUAUCGGAAGUGCGGCUAUUGGGUGACAGUGCCAGUGUGGUGACGGACGAUGGAAGUGUAUUCAAAGGCGAUCUCAUCGUUGGCGCCGACGGCAUUCACAGUCGUAUACGCUCCGAGAUGUGGCGAUUAGCAGACGAAAUUUCACCCGGAUUAAUCACAUCACAGGAAAGAAAAACUCUUACGAUCGAGUACGCAUGUGUGUUCGGAAUAUCGCGACCGAUAGCAGGCCUUCGAAGCGGAGAACAUAUAAAUCGGUAUGGCGAUAAAUUCUGCGUCAUUACCUUCCAUGGAAAGGAUGGUCGUGUGUUUUGGUUCAUUAUUCAAAAGCUCGAUCGUACCUACGCAUAUCCCAAUGCCCCACGCUACUGUCCUGAUGACGCAGCGGCAUUAUGUCUUCAACUGCAAGAUGUGAGCAUAUCGAAAGAUAUUACCGUGGGGGAUCUUUGGAAAACCAAGGUAGUUGCGUCAAUGACUGCCCUGGAGGAAGGAUUUUUCGAAACCUGGAACUUAAAUCGCAUUGUCCUACUUGGUGAUAGUGUACACAAGAUGACACCAAAUAUUGGACAAGGCGCCAAUACGGCCAUCGAAGACGUCGCCGUGCUUGCAUCUUUGAUCAAUCGGACAGUCAACAUGGAUCCGUCCAACACACCUGCAGAGGAUUACAUCGAGAAAAUGCUCCGAGAGUACAAGAGGCUACGAUACGAGCGUGCCAAAAGUACGUAUGAAAGGUCCAGAUUUGGAGCUCGAUUCCACACCCGGGACAACUGGCUGAAGGCUUUCAUUGGUCGAUAUGUGUUCCAAUACGUCGGAGGUCUCGUAGAGAAUCAGGCAUCCAAGAAUCUUGCUGGGGGCGAUAUGAUUGAUUUCCUUCCACAACCACAGCGAACUAAGUCAGGAUGCGUGACGCAGCCUCCGAAAGCGCAUGGAAGCCUCAAGCGGCAGUGGGCUCUACUGUGGAUGUCCUCCCUCGUACUGUGCCUUUUCUUCCCUUGGAUUGGAUCCUACCUCCAUUCCACCUUUGCGUGA
Penicillium paradoxum is the source of this 1407-nucleotide messenger RNA. RefSeq names its product FAD-dependent oxidoreductase. The record is from RefSeq and is a predicted model, not a curated record. The transcript is spliced from 5 exons. Gene Ontology annotation, molecular function: FAD binding. NCBI's taxonomy places the organism in Eukaryota, Fungi, Ascomycota, Eurotiomycetes, Eurotiales, Aspergillaceae. Bases 1 to 1407 code for a protein of 468 amino acids.